ACGAUCUGAUGGUAUAUAUGAUGGUGAUCGGAACGGAUCGCACUCACUUCUUCCAAAACAAACCUUUUGUCCAAGCGAAGCUAAGGCUCCGAUCGAUCGAGGACGUACGGUCGUAUAGCUGCCCAAGCAGUCUGGAGCUCAAGGCUGUGGCAGUAGAGCUAGCCUAGCUACUAGCUAGAAUCCUCUGAUCCAUGGCUUUCUACUGUGGCUCCUCCUCCUCCCUGCUGCAACACACUAGAAUCCUCCCUGUUAGUGGCAGUGUCAAGCAGUCCCGAGCCUUGUGCGGAAGCACAAGGGAUUUUAGCAAGUUUCACCGCGUGCCGGCGUCGAGGAUACGAGAGGUUCAGGCCACGCGUGGGCACGGGAUCGUCGUUUCGGCCAUCUCAUCUACAGAGCCUCCUGUGCAGAAGGAGCUCGACGAGUCUCCACCAAGGCCGCAGCAUCCGCUGCCGGCGUCGUCGUCGGCCGCCUCAUCUCCAGAGCCUCCUGUGGGAAAGGAGCCCGAGUCUCCACCAAGGCAGCAGCAGGAGCAUUCGCCGGCGUCGUGGGUAGAGCGCUGGCUCCCCGCGGCGGCGAGGCCCUAUGCGUUGCUUGCCCGUCUCGACAAGCCGGACGCCAUCUGGCUCUACGCAUGGCCCUGCUUCUGGUCAAUUGCACUAGCAGCGAACAAAGCGGAGCUCCCAGACAUGAAAAUGCUGGCACUCUUUGGUUUUGGCUCGGUUAUCUUGAGGGGCGCUGCUUGCACCGUGAACGAUCUUCUCGAUCGAGACAUCGAUAAGAAGGUUGAGCGGACAAAAAGCAGGCCUCUUGCAUCAGGUGCUCUAACCCCUGCUCAAGGAUUUUACUUCCUUGUAUUUCAGGUUCUACUAUGGCUCGGUUUUCUUCUCCAACUGAAUAAACGUAGCCUUAUUAUGGGAGCUUCUUGGCUUGUUCUGUUUUUCUCCUAUCCCCUGAUGAAGAGGCUCAUACUUUGGCCUCAGGCCUUUCUUGGCUUCACCGUCAGCUGCGGCGUUUUCUUAGGAUCCGCUGCUAUUAAAGAAAGCUUAGAUUAUGCAGUCCUCCUUCCAAUGUAUUUUGCUGGCAUGUGUUGGAUACUGGUAUAUGACACAAUAUACGCACAUCAGGACAGAAAGGAUGACUUCAAAGCAGGAGUUAAGAGCACAGCCGUAACAUUUGGAGAUAAUACCAAGUACUGGCUUAGUGGCUUUGGUGCUGCAUGCAUUAACUGCUUAGCACUCGCUGGCUACAAUGCUCACCUUGCCUGGCCCUACUAUCCUUUUCUGGCAGCUGCAGCUGGACAUUUAGUAUGGCAGGUUUCAACUGUUGACUUAUCCAACAAAUCAGAUUGCCACAGGAAGUUCGUAUCUAAUAAGUGGUUCGGAGCAUUGUUAUUUGGUGGGAUUUUAUCUGGAAUAUACUUGUAAAAUGAUAAAAGGAGAUCAUUUAAUCAAACUGCUAAGUACUCCAGUUCCUGAACUAAAUGGGAAAUUAAGGUGGAGUGAUAAGCUUGUAAGCGGAUAUACAGUUUUACCACAACUCAGAUAUGCUGAAAACGUAACCUUCCCCGCAGAGAAAGCCAAAGACCAUAAAUAUAUUUGAAAUGCAUGUAAAUUGUUCAACUGGAAUAAAUCAUAUUCCAUGUGAAGAUAAGCAACUUUGUACUAUAUUCUAGUUUGAUUCUGUGUGUAUUCAGGCUUGAACAAUUAAGAUUCACUUGUUAUAUGAUUUAUUGCAAUUCUGUGGGGACCUCCCCCACAGUUUCACUUCAAAAAAA
Molecule: messenger RNA, 1774 nt
Organism: Panicum virgatum (switchgrass)
Lineage: Eukaryota; Viridiplantae; Streptophyta; Magnoliopsida; Poales; Poaceae
Product: 4-hydroxybenzoate polyprenyltransferase, mitochondrial-like
Exons: 9
Coding region: 192-1424 (410 amino acids)
Biological process (GO): ubiquinone biosynthetic process
Cellular component (GO): mitochondrial inner membrane
Molecular function (GO): prenyltransferase activity
Source: RefSeq, a predicted model, not a curated record